AUGCAGAAGCUUUCACAGAUUACACAGUCUUCAAAAACCCAAGUUACUUUCCCUUCAUCUCGCUUCUCGAACUUGAUUGCGUGUAGAUUUUCUGGGAUCAAACCCCAACAAUUCUACUCAUAUUUCUCGAAUUUGAUUCUGGAUUUGGAGCUCUUCUUUGAGGUGUGGUUUCUUGAUUUGUUUUCGACUUUUUCGUACGUUUUAAUGGAGUCUCCUCAAUCUGUCGUUUCACCAUUCAAGAGCUCCUGUGUGUUUUCUGAACCUGAAAAACAGAAUUUGGAUCUUUUCCCCAAACACUCGACUUACGUAACCAAAAAACCCGAACCCGAACCGUUUAUUGGUGUUCUGGAUGUUCACAUUCAUCAAGCUAGAGACAUUCAGAACAUCUGCAUAUACCAUAAACAAGACGUUUAUGCAAAAAUCUGCAUCACUUGUAAUCCCGAAAAAUCAGUCACUACUCAGACCAUCAAUGGAGGUGGAAAAAAUCCAGUCUUUAACGAAACCCUUCGGAUUAACGUUCCGACAAUUGAAUCUUCUCUGAAGUGCGAGAUAUAUAUGCUAAGCAGGGUGAGAAAUUAUCUUGAAGAUCAGUUGCUAGGUUUUGCAUUGAUCCCUUUAUCCGAAGUCCUCAUCAAAAACGGAAAAUUGGAAAACGAGUUCACUUUAUCUUCCACCGAUCUCUUCCACUCGCCUUCCGGUUUCGUUCACUUGUCGUUAUCAUACACCGGAGCUUCACCGGACGUGAUCGCCAUCCCGCCGCCACUUCCCGCGAAGGGUGCCGCCGACGAGUCAGAAUUAGCCGAGUUCGACAAAAUCGAGUUCCCAGAUCCUAAAAUCGCAAACGAAAACCACAUGAUGGUGUCUGAGUAUUUCGGUCUUAGCUCAGAGAGUUUGGUCUCAUCCGACAAUGAUGAUCAAUUUGAUGCACCGAUUGAAACCCAAAAACCUGAUUCACCCCCUUCUAGCGUUUCAACCAACGGUUCCCACUGUGCUUCCACUCACGUUCUAAGCCCCGAAUCAUCUGAUGACUCUUCUAGAGACUCUAAAUGUGCAAAACAAGAAUACGAUUCACAUCUAAAGGAAAAACCGGCGGCAGGUGGUGGUAGUGGUGCCGACAGUGAUUCAGCAAGCGGCGGGGAUCCGAUAAAGAAGCCGGUGAUGGCGGUGAACUUUGAGCUGGAGCAGAAAGUGGUGCAACAGGAUUUUGUGGAUUUGUAUAUGAAGAGUAUGCAACAGUUUACAGAGUCGUUGGCUAAGAUGAAGCUUCCAUUGGAUGUGGAAAAGGAGCGUACGGAUUCUGGGAAUUCAGGAUCUGAGGAGAAGAUACAGACACCGAACAGCACACAGUCACGCGUGUUCUAUGGGAGUCGAGCUUUCUUCUAAAUCGAUUUCAACGUGAUUCUGAUUCACAGGUGAUGUUUAGGGUUUUAGAAUUUAAAGACUGAAUCAAUGAUCAAUACUGUUUUAGUUUACUUUACAUAUGUUGUUUCUCUUCUUAAUGUAUGUAAGUAUGGAUCUUUUGUGUUUUAACCUCUCUGUGUUUUUUUU
Lactuca virosa is the source of this 1548-nucleotide messenger RNA. Lineage: Eukaryota; Viridiplantae; Streptophyta; Magnoliopsida; Asterales; Asteraceae. The record is from the annotation of a GenBank genome assembly.